CCCAACCCGGCCGGGCUGCGCGCGCUCAUUGGCCGCGCCCGGGCUCCCAGCGCCCCACGCCCCGCGCCCGCGCCAGCCCCGCGCCAGUCCCGUGCGAGAUCAUGGGCCGCCGAGGAGCGCCCGCCCCCCGCGCCGAUGUAAAUUAUUAAAAAGAAAAUGGCCCAUCGGAACACUGCAUUUCCUUCUCUUGUCACCAAGGAAAGGUAUAAUAUAUGGAAAAUAUGCAUCUAAGAAGAGUUAGAACCAUGCCCCGGCACAGCCAGUCCCUGAGCAUGGCCCCGUACUCGUCCGUGAGUCUGGUGGAGCAGCUGGAGGACCGGAUCCUCUGCCAUGAGAAGACCACCGCUGCGCUGGUGGAGCAUGCCUUCCGGAUCAAAGAUGACAUUGUCAGCAGUUUGCAGAAGAUGCAGAACAAAGGUGGAGGCGAUCGCUUGGCCAGGCUCUUCCUGGAGGAGCACAUCCGAAACAUCACAGCUAUCGUGAAGCAGCUCAAUCGGGACAUUGAGGUGCUGCAGGAGCAGAUUCGUGCCCGGGACAACAUCAGCUAUGGAACAAACUCGGCCUUAAAGACUCUGGAGAUGCGGCAGCUCUCGGGCUUGGGCGAUCUUCGGGGGAGAGUGGCAAGGUGCGACGCCAGCAUCGCCAGACUCUCUGCGGAGCACAAAACCACCUACGAGGGGCUCCAGCACUUGAACAAGGAACAGCAAGCCGCCAAGCUCAUCUUGGAGACGAAAAUCAAGGAUGCAGAAGGACAGAUCUCUCAGCUGUUGAACAGAGUUGAUGUGUCGAUAUCAGAGCAGAGCACCAAGCUGAAGAUGUCCCACAGGGACAGCAACCAUCAGCUGCAGCUUUUGGACACCAAAUUUAAAGGCACAAUUGAGGAACUCAGUAACCAGAUUUUAUCUGCCCGGAAUUGGUUGCAACAGGAACAAGAACGGAUAGAAAAAGAACUUUUACAGAAAAUUGAUCAACUUUCCUUGGUGGUUAAGGAAAACAGUGGGGCCAGCGAAAGGGACAUGGAAAAGAAGCUUAGUCAGAUGUCAGCCCGACUUGACAAAAUAGAGGAGAGUCAAAAGAAGACUAUGGAUAUGCAGAGAGCAAAACAGGAGGAGAAAGUGCAUGGGCGGAUCAGCAAGCUGGAGUUACAGAUGAAUGAGGAUAUGAAGGAAAUGAAAGCUGAAGUCGAUGCUGGGUUUACAGCCAUCUAUGAAAGCAUAGGAUCCCUCAGGCAAGUUCUCGAAGCCAAGAUGAAGUUGGACAAGGACCAGCUGCAGAAGCAAAUCCAACAGAUGCAGAAGGCAGAAACUCCCAUGUGAAGGGAAUCAGAGCCUGGGCCUCAAAGGUGGCUUUGCUGGGCAGGCCGGAAGCAGACUCCUCGGUAGCCUGGCCAUUGCAGGACUGGGAGUUGUUCUCUCCACAAUGUGCAUGUGCCAGGAAAUGGAUCUUUCUGGAUUUAAAUGUUUACUUUGAGUCUUGAAAACACACUUUCUUUCAAAGCAUUAAAUGCAAUUUUUACUAGUUUAUUCCACAUUUCUAAAUUGAAUAGAAUAGUCUCUCUCUCCCUCUCUGGAAUUUGAAAGGCUUUUAUCCCCUUCAUUUUAUGAAUGAAAAGACUUUUAACAAUGUCCUUUCAGUGCUUGAUGCCCUAGCCAAGAUUUUACUAUUCCCCAAAAAUGUCAUGGUGGUGUUUUAAAAUCAAGGAACAAAUGAAUCACCACAGGACUGUGUUCCUUCUCUCCCAAAAUUAAGGGAUAUCUGAAUAGACUAGAAUUCAAAUUUUGACUCCAUAUUUGGAUUUUAUUCUUGCUGUUUGUGCAUUUCUUUUAUUGAUAUCUUCCUAGAACUCUUCUGUGUUUUGUAGGGUGGUGGGGGGAAGUAUAUAGCACUUGGAAAAAAGUCUUAGUAUUUAUGUAAUGAAAAUAGUUUAAAAUUUGAUAACUCCAUAUUCUUUACAAAUUAAAGUGGAAACUCAUGCCAUUUAUCUAGAUCAUACAAGGCACAAAAUCUACUUCAAUUGCUAGAUAGACAAGGUUUUAAUAUUUAAAACUUUUUUCAGUUAUUCAUAGGCUGUACAGCAACAGCCAUAUGCUUAAAUGAUAAAAUAGUGGUUAAUAGUCUUUUCUUACACAAUUAAUUGUUCAUUAAUCCUAUUAGACUAAAGAGGAGGUGAUCUCCUCUUUAAAAGAUCUCAAAAAUUGGCACAAAGUGCUGGAACUUACAUAUAACUGUAUUCUUGUGCCUUGGUUUUAUCACAACAAUAAUCUGUAAAAGUGACCCUAUAAAAAAUUUUGUAGACAAAAGAGAUAGCAUGAUAAUGCAUCAGAGUCAUGACAUGGGCCUGAGAGAUAGUUUAGAUGCCUGCCUGGCAUGUGGCCAAUGCGGGUUUGAUCCUGACACCACGCUUGGCUUCCUCAGUGCCAGGAGGGGCCCCUGAGCACAGAGUAAGGAGGAAGUCCUGAGUACUACUAGAUGUGGCUCCCAACAUAAAGAAAAAUCUAAUUGCAAUAUUAAAAUGGGAUCUGAUCUAAUUUUUAAAAUGUUCUAAAAAUUUUCUCACUGUUAACAAUCAUUAAUAUUGGAAUGGAGGGCUGGAGAGAGCACAGCGGGUAGGGCGUUUGCCUUGCACGCGGCCGACCUGAAUUCAAAU
This is a messenger RNA of Sorex araneus (European shrew), 2647 nucleotides long. It is a transcript of the gene FAM81A, whose product is annotated as family with sequence similarity 81 member A. NCBI's taxonomy places the organism in Eukaryota, Metazoa, Chordata, Mammalia, Eulipotyphla, Soricidae. The record is from RefSeq and is a predicted model, not a curated record. The coding region runs from base 213 to 1316 and encodes 367 amino acids. The transcript has 9 exons.